Molecule: messenger RNA, 2058 nt
Organism: Procambarus clarkii (red swamp crayfish)
Lineage: Eukaryota; Metazoa; Arthropoda; Malacostraca; Decapoda; Cambaridae
Product: aldehyde dehydrogenase X, mitochondrial
Molecular function (GO): aldehyde dehydrogenase (NAD+) activity
Source: RefSeq, a predicted model, not a curated record
UUGUAUCCCAUACGAUACCUAAAGCCACUAGUACGCAGCGUUACUGUAUGGUCAGUGUCGCCUCAGCUGCUGGUGUUUAUAACUUAACGCUCUUAAUGAUAAUCUGACACAAUUUACUACGCCGGGGACUUCAGCUCAUCGUUUUAUACAGGAGAAAGACAGUUGUCAAGGGUUCGGUUAUCUUGAGAUGAUUUCGGGGCUUUAAUGUCCCCUCGGCCCGGUCCUCGACCACGCCUCCACCCCCAGGAAGCAGCCCGUGACAGCUGACUAACACCCAGGCAGUUAGUCAAUAAUGGACAUGAAGAAGAGGAACCCAGAGAUAAAGUAUACCCAGCUGUUUAUCAACAAUGAGUUUAUUGAUUCAGAAUUGGGACUCACCUUCCCUGUAAUCAAUCCAACUACAGAAGAUACCAUCUGCACUGUGUCUGAGGCUAGUGAAGAGGAUGUCAAUAAAGCAGUGUUGGCUGCAAGGAGGGCUUUCUCCAAUACAUCUCCAUGGCGCACUAUGGAUGCUUCAGAGAGGGCCAAGUUAAUAUACAAGCUGUGCGAGUUGAUGGAGCGAGAUCAACAGUACCUGGCGAGCUUAGAUACACUUGACAAUGGGAAACCGUACACCGAGUCUCUUGGUGAUGUGGAAUACAGUAUCAAGACUCUACGUUACUAUGCUGGUUGGUGUGACAAGAUACAUGGUCAGACAGUUCCCUGUGAUGGAGAUUAUAUGUGCUUAACUCGACGAGAACCUGUUGGUGUAGUUGGGCAAAUCAUUCCCUGGAAUUAUCCAGUUAUGAUGCUGGCCUGGAAGUGGGGACCUGCCCUUGCUACUGGCUGUACCAUCAUUCUCAAACCAGCAGAACUCACACCCAUCAGCUCUCUGUAUAUAGGUGCACUUGUUAAAGAGGCUGGUUUCCCACCUGGUGUAAUAAACAUUGUGCCUGGCAUGGGGGAGAUCGCUGGACAUGCUAUUUCAAAGCAUCCAGAUAUUGACAAGGUAGCAUUCACUGGUUCUACUGCAGUGGGGCACAAAGUAAUGCAAGCAGCAAGUAUAUCAAAUUUGAAGCGCAUUACAAUGGAGUUGGGUGGCAAGAGUCCAGUGGUUGUGUGUGAAGACUGUGGAAACUUGGAUGAGGCUGUUGAAUUGUGUCACAAUGCAGUGUUUAGUAACCAUGGUCAAAACUGCUGUGCUGGCUCCAGGACUUUUGUGCACGAGUCCAUCUACGAGGAAUUUGUGAAGAAAUCGGUGAAGUUGGCUCAUGAGCGUAUUGUUGGUGACCCUUUUGAUGAGGAAACACAGCAGGGGCCUCAGGUGAGCCAAAUGCAGAUGGAGCGAAUACUGGGCUACAUCGAGAAAGGCAAGAAUGAAGGUGCAACGUUGGAGUGUGGUGGUGAACGUGUUGGCAACCAGGGCUACUUCAUUCAACCCACCGUCUUCUCCAAUGUGACCGAUGACAUGACUAUUGCCAAGGAGGAGAUUUUUGGUCCAGUGCAAGUAAUACUGAGGUUCAGUACAAUGGAUGAAGUGAUUGAACGCUCCAAUAAGACACAAUAUGGCCUUGCUUCUGGAAUUGUGACUACUGACAUUAACAAGGCUCUGACCUUUGCCCAAACUAUUCGUGCUGGAUCUGUGUGGGUAAACUGCUAUGAUGUGUGCCUUCCUCAGACACCAUUUGGGGGCUACAAGCAAUCUGGUCAAGGACGAGAGUUGGGUGAGGAAGGCUUGACAGAGUAUUUGGAGAUGAAGACCAUAGUGAUCAAGGUUCCCUCUAAGCUGUGAUCCUCAGACAAGAGAGGAAGAUGGUAUGCACGUACUGUAACAAAAGGCAGCUAUAGUGGUCCUCAUUUAUCUUUUAUUAACAGGUACAUGUUUGUGCAAGGUUUCAUAAAUGCUAAUCUUCUCAACAUAAUAAGGGGAAAUAAUUUUAAUUUUUAGAUAUUGAAAUGUAUUAAUGGAUCAUAUUUAUUUUAUGGUCCAAAUAUUUGAUAGUUUGCUCACUAUGAAUAUUGCUUGGAAAACGAUUUUAUUUUUACUCAAUGAGAUUCAUAAUAAACUUUAGAAAAGUA